This is a messenger RNA of Rodentolepis nana, 975 nucleotides long. NCBI's taxonomy places the organism in Eukaryota, Metazoa, Platyhelminthes, Cestoda, Cyclophyllidea, Hymenolepididae. The record is from the annotation of a GenBank genome assembly.
AUGGAAACCCUAGUUAAUGUCCUAUUUCCUUUCAGCUCUCGUGUGUUUGAACGCGGUCCCACUCCUGCUGUUCUAGCCUCCAUUGGUGCCACGCCUAAAUCUCCGACCCUGUGUUGUGCACGUUUGACUGGAGCCACGGGAGUUCGAACUCGCUGUGCUGAGUGGUACUGGAAAUGCAGGCUCGAGCCACUUCUCCUCAAGGUUGUCGCUCUUCUUCUCGCGGUGGCCUCAUUUCUCAUUGUCUGGAGUGAAUGCACCUUCUUUGUACGCAAUCCACGCCUCUCCAUCAUUGCUGCUAUUCUCCACUCUCGGGCCACAAUCUUGGAGUACAAUCUACUUUCGUUCGUGUGUUUCCUCUUCCUCGGUUACUUGGGCUUCUGCGUUUGCUUUGCGACUUAUCGUCUCCGUUUCUUCAAUUACUACCGCCUCGUACCCAAUCACCACUCCGACGCCAUCAGUCUCAUCUUUUACGGAUCUAUGCUCUGUCGGCUUGUCCCUUCUCUCUGCGUCAAUUUCCUUUGCUUGGCCCAUCUGGAUAGCCAUGUUCUUCAGAACACCACUCUACUCUCCGCAAUCGCAUCCAACUUUACGACUUCAGGUCUCCCUCUUGAAAGUCUCGUGACCGGGUCAGUAGUCUACGAGACAGCCUUCACUAAAUUCAUGGGCCAUUUGGAUGUUGUUCCCUUCAUCGCGAAUGGCUUUAACGUCUACUUCCCGAUGGUGGUUGUCGUCCUUUGUUUGGUGACUUUCUUCAGUCUGGGAAGUCGAUUACUGGCAUGGUUUGGUAUGCCCCAACUCCUGGGACCGAGUUUCCUUGAUAAGCGAAGUCGAUCGCCUAUUUAUCACAAACCUACUUCCACUCGCUCAGCUCUGACUCCUGUACCUUUUCCUUUAUACACCCCAUCCCCAAGUAAUCUAAUUGAACCUUGGUUCGCCGAUCUUGAGAAAGAACUCCUGGGUCCUCUAACCCUUUAG